Molecule: messenger RNA, 2466 nt
Organism: Dermochelys coriacea (leatherback sea turtle)
Lineage: Eukaryota; Metazoa; Chordata; Testudines; Dermochelyidae
Product: zinc finger protein 850-like
Exons: 3
Coding region: 204-2165 (653 amino acids)
Biological process (GO): regulation of transcription by RNA polymerase II
Cellular component (GO): nucleus
Molecular function (GO): RNA polymerase II cis-regulatory region sequence-specific DNA binding; DNA-binding transcription activator activity, RNA polymerase II-specific
Source: RefSeq, a predicted model, not a curated record
GCCGGUGACCUUCGAGGAGGUGGCUGUGUAUUUCACCCAGGGGCAGGGGGCUCUGCUGGACCCCGGUCAGAGAGCCCUCUACAGGGACGUAAUGCAGGAUAACUAUGAGACGGUGACCUCGCUGGGGUUUCCCAUUCCAAAACCUGAGCUGAUCGCCCAGCUGGAACGAGGGGAAGAGUUGUGGGUCCCGGAUCUCCAGGCCUAUGAGGAAAGAGAGAUCCCGAGAGGCACCCGCACAGAUUGUCUCUCUCCCAGCAGGUGCUAAGAGAGUGAGUGAGAAUGAGGAUGGGAAUCAUCAUGAGGACGUUCCAGGGGAAGCUGAUGAAUCUAUUAUAUGUGGUGGAGGACACAAGGAUCCCACAGCCCAGCAGAGAAAUCCUAAUGAAGAGAAACCCUAUCAGUGCCUCGAAUAUGGGAAAGGAUUCAUUCUGAGAUCACACCUUGUGACACAUCAGACAAUCCACACUGGAGAGAAACCCCUUCAAUGCUUGGACCAUGGCGAAAGCUUCAAUAAUCGCUCAGACCUGAAUAACCAUGGGAGACACUACACAGGCGAGAAACCCUCUCAAUGCCUCAAGUGCUGGAAAUCUUUCUACUCGAAGUCAGCACUAAUUGGACAUCAGAGAACCCACACAGGAGAGAGACCCCAUAAGUGCUUAGACUGUGGGAAAAGUUUCACACAGAAAUCAGGCCUUGUUAUACAUCAGAGAAUCCACACAGGAGAGAGACCCCAUAAGUGCUUGGACUGUGGGAAAAGUUUCACACAGAAAUCAGGCCUUGUUACACAUCAGAGAAUCCACACAGGAGAGAGACCCCAUAAGUGCUUAGACUGUGGGAAAAGUUUCACACAGAAAUCAGGCCUUGUUACACAUCAGAGAAUCCACACAGGAGAGAGACCCCAUAAGUGCUUAGAUUGUGGGAAAAGUUUCACACACAAAACAGGACUUGUUACACAUCAGAGAAUCCACACAGGAGAGAGCCCCCAUAAGUGUUUAGACUGUGGGAAAAGUUUCACACACAAAACUGGCCUUGUUACACAUCAGAGAAUCCACACAGGAGAGAGACCCUAUAAGUGCUUGGACUGUGGGAAAAGUUUCACGGAGAAAUCAGGCCUUGUUAAACAUGGGAGAAUCCACACAGGAGAGAGACCCCAUAAGUGCUUGGACUGUGGGAAAAGUUUCCUACACAGAUCUUCCCUUGUUUCACAUCAGGCAAUCCACACAGGAGAGAGACCCCAUAAGUGCUUGGAAUGUGGGAAAAGUUUCAUACAGAGAUCUGCCCUUGUUUCACAUCAGGCAAUCCACACAGGAGAGGUUCCCUAUAAGUGCUUAGAUUGUGGGAAAAGUUUCACAUGGAGAUCUGCCCUUGUUUCACAUAUGAGAACCCACACAGGAGAGAAACCCCAUAAGUGCUUGGACUGUGGGAAAAGUUUUAUACAGAGAUCUGCCCUUGUUUCACAUCAGGCAUCCCACACAGGAGAGAGACCUUAUAAAUGCCUCUACUGUGGAAAUGGUUUCCUUUGGAAGUCAGACCUUAUAAGACAUCAGAGAAUCCAUACAGGCGAGAGACCCCAUAAGUGCUUAGACUGUGGGAAAAGUUUCACACAGAAAUCGGUUCUUGUAACACAUCAGAAAACCCACACAGGAGAGAGACCCCAUAAGUGCUUGGACUGUGGGAAAAGUUUCAAGGAUAAAUCAGGCCUUGUUAAACAUGGGAGAAUUCACACAGGAGGGAGACCCCAUAAGUGCUUAGACUGUGGGAAAAGUUUCAUAUGGAGGUCAGGCCUCUUUAAACAUCAGAGAAUCCACACGGGAGAGAGACCCCAUAAGUGCUUGGACUGUGGCAAAAGUUUCACAUUGAGAUCAGAUCUUAUAAGACAUCAGAGAAUCCACACGGGAGAGAGACCCUAUAACUGCUUGGAUUGUGGCAAAAGUUUCAUAUGGCGGUCAGGCCUCUUUAAACAUCGGAGAAUCCACACGGGAGAGAGACCCCAUAAGUGCUUGGACUGUGGCAAAAGUUUCACAUUGAGAUCAGACCUUAUAAGACAUCAGAGAAUCCACACGGGAGAGAGACCCUAUAAGUGCUUGGACUGUGGGAAAAGUUUCACACUGAGAUCACACCUCAUUAAACAUGGGAGAAUCCACACAACAUUUAAACUUCUGUGACCCAUGGCCAGAAAGGGUGAAGCAACGUGCAGGUUAAUUGAUCUAGAUUCAGCCUUUAGAGACAUGCUUCUAAGUGUGUAAAUGGUAUUUAGGGCCAUUGCAUGUUCUAUAGGCUUGAGCUUUGAAAUGUAAACUUGUAUUCCUAAAGAAUUGGAAGAUGGUAACAGUAAUAGUCUCUAUUUACCUAUAUCUUGUUAGAGGUUAACAAUGUAAUCCAAUAGUUCCUCUCUAGGGCUGUAUUCUGUUAACUUGGAGAUCAAAAGGAAAUAUUAACAUUUAGAUAAAACUUAGGUGUAAUAAU